UGUGUGUGUGAGAGAGAGAGAGAGAGUGUGUGUGUGUGAGCGUGUGCGAGCGAGCGUGCGUGUGCGCGCGAUAGAGCGUGUGCGUGUGAGAGCGCGUGUGUGCGUGUGUGUGUGUGUGAAGCAGUUGAGGGAUCAGAGCGGAAAUGCUUGUUCAUUCUGUAGCGUGCGGUGCAUGUGACUGAAUAUUAUUUAAUUAAAUUACAUCCUUCUGCUUUUUAAAGAUCACACUUGGCCAUAUCUAGAGGUUUUUCAUUUUAUUUUCAAAUUGUCAUUGAUUUCAUCUCAAAACGGUCAUAUCUCAUAUAAUUUUGCUUAUGACAGCAUACCGUAAUAUGGUACCGAAAUUAGCAAGAUGAUAUCCUACUGUUAUAAUUUUUUUUUGUACCGUGAUACUUCGUUAGUACCGGUAAACCAACCCUAGCCCCCAGAAGCCAACGGCCCCCUAAAAAUACAAAUAAUAUGUUUAUAUAUAUAUAUUACAAUUAUUGUUUCCGUAUAACAUAUAAAAAAAAAGGGCUACAACACAAACAUUUAAAACAACACAUCUCCCUCCACUGCCCUUCUCCGGGAGCCUUCUAAAAAGGCUAAAUAGUUGCCCCAUUUCUUAUUGAAUUAAUCCAUUUUGAAUAGCCUUCUAUGUGACAGUUCUUCAAAUGUCGCUGCCCUGCCCAUCUUCGCAUACCACUCACGAAACGAGGGCACUCCAGCUGACUUCCAUCCUCUAAUGAUUACCUGUAAUCAUAACACCGGCCAGGAUCCAAUUCUUCAUGUACUUAUCCCCUACAUCAGUGACCGCCCCAUCACCUAAAAUACAGAGUCUGGGGAAAAAUAAGAUUUGAAUACCUAAUAUGUCACCCAUAAAUCUGUGGACCCUCAGCCAGAAUUCUUGGAUCUUUACACACCACCAAAAAAACAUGGGUUGUGUCUCCAUCUUCUGAUUGGCAUCGCCAGCAGGUGGGUGUGUCUUUAAGACCAAGCCUAUACAAUCUAGAGGGGGUCCAAUAGAAUCGAUGUAAAAUCUUAAAUUGCAUCAGGCACACCCUUGCAUCUCUAGAUCUAGUAUCUGCCGCUUUAAGGGGGUGUAAACUACUCGCAAGGUCAAGUUGGAGUUUUUAGUUGUUCAUAAUUUGCAGUAUCAUGUUUUUAUUAUUGGUGUUACUUCUGUCCCUUAUUUGGAUAUGUAUGAUCAUAAAGUAUGAUUCUAGAGGUUUGUGAAUAUCCCAUCCCCUAUUUGACUGUUGGCACCUUAUUGGGUCUUUUCAAAGAAAUCGUGAAGCUGAUGGAAUUGCAGCCCAGUGAAGUUUUCAUGUGUUGAUUUAUUCACUGUCCUCAGAGGUUUGAGUGUUACGAGCCUGAGGGGUGGAAACAAAGGAACAGUUUUUCAUAUUUGCCUCUACAGUUCUUCAUCAGGAUGUUACAGUGAUUGUGGAGAGGUCUGAUCGUGAUGAUGGGAAUUUUCGGGAACCUGGCCUGUUCGAGUCAGGCCAACUGUUACAGCAACACUUCCAAAGACUACUGCUACUCGGCCCGGAUCCGCAGUACCGUGCUGCAGGGUCUGCCGUUCGGAGGAGUUCCCACGGUCCUCGCGCUCGACUUCAUGUGCUUCCUGGUUCUUUUAUUUGUUUUUUCCAUCUUGCGGAAAGUGGCGUGGGAUUAUGGCCGUCUAGCUCUGGUGACCGAUGCUGACAGACAGAAGAGAAGAUUCAGCGGUCUGGAGGAGAGGGAGUAUAGAAGAAAGGAAAGGAAUAACUAUGAACCCGUACGCAGUGUGGCCUCAGCUCUACAUUCUGAAACGCCAGACCGCUAUGAACGUCUCACCUCCGUCUCAAGCUCGGUGGAUUUCGAACAGCGAGAUAACGGCUUCUGCUCCUGGUUAACGGCUAUAUUCAGAAUAAAAGACGAGGAAAUCCGGGAGAAAUGUGGUGAAGAUGCCGUUCACUAUCUUUCAUUCCAGCGCCACAUCAUUGGUCUGCUGGUGGUGGUGGGCGUGCUGUCGGUUGGCAUCGUUCUGCCUGUCAACUUCUCAGGCGACCUGCUUGAAAACAAUGCAUACAGCUUUGGGCGCACAACAAUCGCCAACCUGAAUUCCGGGAAUAACCUCUUGUGGCUGCACACGUCAUUUGCCUUCAUGUACCUGCUACUCACCGUCUACAGCAUGCGACGCCACACGUCAAAGAUGCACUACAAGGAAGACGAUCUGGUAAAACGCACUUUAUUUAUCAACGGCAUUUCUAAAUAUGCAGAAGAGAGCCAUAUAAAACAGCAUUUUGAACAGGCGUACGAGAACUGUAUCGUAUUGGAGGCGCGUGUUUGUUACAACGUGGCCAAACUAAUGGCUCUCAACGCAGAGAGGAAGAAGACUGAACGCAGCAAGAAGUUUUUUACAGAUCUGAUGGCUAAAGAACACAUUCCCACCAUGAUCAACCCAAAGCCCUGCGGUCACCUGUGCUGCUGUGCCAUUACAGGAUGUGAAGAGGAGGAGGCUGUGAGUUAUUACACUAAACUGGAGGCCAAACUAAAAGAGGAAUACAGAAAGGAAAAAGAGAAAGUGAACACUAAACCGUUGGGCAUGGCAUUCGUCACCUUCCAGAAUGAAGCCAUGACUGCAAUAAUACUGAAGGAUUUUAACGCGUGUCAGUGUCAGGGAUGUAAUUGUCGUCAGGAUCCGUGUUCAUCUCAGUUCAGUGAUAGUCUUCACGUCUAUAACUGGAGUGUCAGCUAUGCACCAGACCCCCAAAACGUGCGCUGGGAGCAUCUAUCUUUGGGAGGAGUUUCCUGGUGGCUUCGCUGCUUCAUCAUUAACUGCAUCCUCUUCAUCCUGCUCUUCUUCCUAACCACCCCGGCCAUCAUCAUCUCCACCAUGGACAAGUUCAACGUCACCAAACCAGUGGAGUUCCUGAAUAACCCUAUAGUCACCCAGUUUUUCCCCACUCUGCUGCUUUGGGCAUUUUCCGCCUUGUUGCCCACCAUCGUCUACUAUUCUGCCUUCUUUGAAGCCCACUGGACCAGGUCGGGGGAGAACCGGACCACCAUGCACAAGUGUUACACGUUCCUCAUCUUCAUGGUGCUCUUGCUUCCGUCUCUGGGCCUCAGCAGUUUGGAUGUGUUCUUCCGAUGGCUGUUCGACAAGAAGUUCCUGGCCGAUGCCACAGUCAGAUUUGAGUGUGUCUUCCUUCCCGAUAAUGGAGCAUUUUUUGUGAAUUAUGUCAUCGCGUCUGCAUUCAUCGGAAAUGCGAUGGACCUGCUGCGGAUUCCAGGUCUUCUCAUGUACAUGAUCCGACUGUGUCUGGCUCGCUCGGCCGCGGAGAGACGCAACGUCAAACGGCAUCAAGCUUACGAGUUUCAAUUCGGCGCUGCCUACGCCUGGAUGAUGUGCGUUUUCACUGUCGUUAUGACAUACAGCAUCACCUGCCCAAUCAUUGUUCCAUUCGGACUGAUGUACAUGCUACUGAAACACCUGGUAGACAGGUACAACAUGUACUAUGCUUACCUGCCCUCGAAACUGGACAAGAAGAUUCAUUCUGGAGCUGUCAAUCAAGUGGUAGCAGCACCCAUCCUGUGCCUGUUCUGGCUGCUGUUCUUCUCAACUGUGCGCACAGGUUUUUUGACUCCAACAUCCAUGUUUACGUUUGUGGUGCUAAUCAUCACCAUUGUUGUGUGCCUGUCGCACGUCUGUUUCGGCCACUUCAAAUACCUCAGCGCGCACAACUACAAGAUCGACACUAAAGACACUGAAGUUGACGGAGUGGAGAAUGGACGUCCUGCAAGGUCUUCACCCUCCAACAAAUCUCAGCAGAUGUACAUCGCCCAAGUCCUGCAAGACCCAAACUCUGAUGAGACGGGCGCAGGCAGCGGAGAGGACGACGGCCAGGGGUCCUCGCAGGACGAGGACAUGAUCAACGCGGGGAACAGCCUGAUCGAGGCUGAUUUCCAGUCCGGAGAGGACAGUCUCAUUGCCAAUGAGGUCCACCAGUAACCAGAGGACUGACCUGAGAGAGAGAGAGAGAGAGAGAGAGAGAGAAGAUAGAGAGAGAGAGAAAGAGAGGGCAGUGCCAGAAUACAAGAACCAAUCACAAGGUCUUCAUCUGCACUGUAUGUUUUGUCCCUAUUGAACACUGUGAACUAAAUCUGCAGUAUGUUUGUUUGCUCAGAACAUCAGCACCUUAGAAACCCGCGUCUGCCAAAACACACCAACUGUGUACAUGAGCACAUGUGCCCAUAUUUAAAAAUGCCGACAUGUUCUUUGUACACAUCGAAACACCAAGUGCAUGACCAAGCUUGUUUUCAUGCAACAUUUCCCGCAAGCACAAAGGUUGGUGACGUUUGGAAGGUCUUUUGGAGUGUUGAUAUUUCAAAACCUCAUCAAAAUGAGAGAAAAAAUUACUGGAACUCUGACGCUUUGGAAUGCCGCAACCUCGUCAAUAUCCAUCCAUAUCGUCUACGCAAUACUCCUGGAACAAAGUCUGAUUCCCGAUGGAAAAUUUAAGAGACCAUUCUGGAUUUCCCAAUGAAUAUUUGCUAAAAAGAAAAUGCCACAACUGAUUGGAACCUUGCCAUAAAUCCGGCAUGCUAAAAACUUGUCAGUGUGAGCCAUGCAAAAGUCCUGGAACAAAGCCUGAUUCUCGUUGAAAAUGUUGGAGAACAUUCCCGGGAUUUCCCGUUUCGUUCAAGCUAAUGAAUAUAUAUAAAAAAAAAAAAAUUAAAAAAAAGACACAAGUUUGAUUGGAACCAUGGUGUAAAUCGGACAUGACACAACCAUGUCAAUGUCAUCUAUGCAAAACUCCUGGAACAAUGUCUGAUUCAUAUUGGGAGAAGUUGGAGACCAUUACAGAGUUCCUGUUUCAGUCAAUGAGUAUUUGCUAAAAAUGUGUCGUAACUCAGAUUGGCACCUUGCCAUAAAAUCCAUCCAUGUCGUGAAUGCAAAACUCCUGGAACAAAGUCUGAUUCCAAUUUGAAAAGUUGGAGAACAUUCCAGGAUUUCCCAUUUCCCUCAAAUCAAUGACUAUUUAUAAAAAAAAUGUCAUAACUGAACCUUAACAUUAAUCUAGCAUGCCUCAAUGUCAUCAAUGAUGUCAACGCAUAACUCCUGGAACAAGUCUUCACUCCCAAUGGACAAUAUGGAUAACAUUCUGGGAUUUCCCAUUUUGUGCAAUCCAUGACUAUUUGCCAAAAAUUUGCUCUGAUUAGAACCUCAACGUAAGUCCAGAAUGGCAUAUCCUCAUCAAUGUCAGCUACGCAAAACUCCUAAAAAGUCUGACUCAAGUUGGCCACCAUUCUGGGAUUUCCCAUUAAAAAGUCAGGUGAAUAUUUGCAAGUUUGGUUCAGAUACCUAUAUGCCUCAGAAGGAGAAAAGAAACGGAUGGAAAACUCUGAAAAACAGCAAAGAAGGCUCCUCUUUUCUAUCAACAACGCUCUUUCUCUGUCCGAAAGCUCCAAGCAUCCCAUGGUUUGCCUUAAUCAGCAAUAGUAAUAUUUCCUAGUCGACAACACUGCAGAACUGGCUUUGUUUGCUUGCUUUUCAUUGUUCUUUGCCUAAACGAUGGAUUUCGUAUACAUGUGGCAUUCCAAAGGAAAUGUACAAUAGCGGCAUCCGUAGAUGCCAGACGUAUUCAAUGUCCUGAAGUAUCUUCAUUUCAGAAUUUGUCUUGAAAUCGCAAACUUGUUGGAUUUGCCAUUUUAGACUUCCCAAACUGCUUUCACUGUACAGUAUUCUGCCAGAACACUAACCGUACUGAAAGGAAGAGACUACAUACUUUCACUCUCGCUGUAACCGUUCUGUUGUCGGCAUGGGAACUUUAAGCGUCAUUGAAUUCUUCAGUCGCACUCCGAUAUGAACUAACUAAUGUACAGAAUUUCCAGAGACUUUGGGUGUGUAGUGUGUAUGUUUAAUUCUGGAUAAAUCACUGAAUAUAACACUGGCGUUUUUUGUUGUCUAUUGAAUGACCUGUAUUCUUACAUUUUUGUUCAUGGUAUUGUUACUUUGAUUUUGCCUUUACAACCUUAAUGGAUGUGUUUGUAUGCCUGCAAUGGAAUACUAAAAUUCUCGUACUUGUAGCAAAGUUGAAUCACCCUCAAAGCAUAACUUGACCUAGCUAUAUUUAUUGGGUUGCGGACUAGAUACAAUACCAACAAUUGCGCAUUGGAGGAUUUGGAUGCUAGCUAAUAUGCCACUGCAAACCAAUAAGAUAAAAUGCGCACAGGAAAAUAAUCAAAUGAGACUCCUUGACCUGUCAAACACUGGAUUAGAUGUAGUGCUGUCCUGCACCCCUGUAGUUUUUGAGAAUAUAAAAAAGGACAAAAAGGAAAGCUUGCAAAAAAUGACAUUUUGAGGAUUCCCUGAUUUAAAGUUUUCGCCUGGUUCGUUUGUACGAGACGUUGUGGGAGAAAUCAAGAGUAGAAUUUUUUUUUUUUUUGUAAAUAUUUGGAAUAGAAAUGCUAAUUCUCUAUGCCACAAAAGUCUUAGAUUUGCCAUUGGAAAUGCAUUUAAUUAGGAAUGGCUGAGCAAUUUUUCUAAUUGUAUAGUUUGACCUGUGUGGUAGAUCUAUAGUAGUAAUGAAAUGAUGCCCUCAUUGAUUCUCACCCAGCAAAUCGUUGCAAGCGUAUUUGUUGUACAGACUUUUCAUGUAAUUAUUUUUCUUUGGUUUCUCACUUGCUAUUCGUUUAAAGGGGUAGUUUACCCAAAAAACUUAUUAUUCUGCUAUUAUUUACUUACCCUCGUUUCAUUAUGAAGUUGGGGUGAAUAAAUAAUGACACAAUUUAAAGUUUUUGUCUGAACUAUCCCUAAAACUCAACAUAGCUAUCUAGAUUGAUGUGCCAGGAGAUUUUAGUUUAGCAGCCCAAAAUAACAUUUCAUACUGACAGUUUCUUUUUGCUCAAAAGGUUCAAAUUGUUGUCUAAUUGACACUCCGGAGAAAAAGUUGUGUUUUUGUGCCUGAUUUAGGAUCAGACCCGACUCGCUCAUCACCCUUCGUUGUUUAUUCAUAUUCAUUAUAAGCUCGAUUUCAAAACUGAUGCCAGAUCAGAAACAAAGACGCAACUUAUUCCAAAAUUUGUGCUGACUGUAAGUACGGUAAGGUUUGAACUGAUACUGAAGGUCUGCUUGAAGUCUUGUUUGUUACUGUUGUAGCCUAUUCUCAAAGUUCCAAACUAAAGACACUUGGUGUCUCGUUACAAAAGCCGGUGAUGAGUAUGAAUCUUAUGAGGAUAUGUUACCGGUUCGCUUCAGGAUACGAAAAACUGGAUUUAGCAAAUAACAAUGGUACUGCUAUUGCGCAGUGUGACUUGAGAAACAAAAUCGAACAGCCUCAGGUGGUCUUUAUUUUCCAAAAGAUAAAAAAAUGUUUACAUCUGUGUGUUUUUGUUGUUUGUCAUCUCUCCUUUUUACUUGUUUUCUUUCUUCGAAACUCCAGAAUUCACAUCAAAGAAGGCACAAAGGUAACCUAUGAAAGCUGUAGCUAUGUAGUUCGGUAGUGUCGUGGCGGAAGGUUUGGCGGCAUUUGUCUACUGUAGCUUAAAGGAAUAUUUCACCCCAAAAUACAAAUUCUGGCUCAUUAACUCACCCUCAGUGCGACUUCUUUACUUCCGUGGAACACAAAAGGUGAAAUUUAGAGACCUUAUUCAUAGCAGCGCCAUCUUUGAUUUUUGGCGGGAAUGACAAUGAGGCUGUGAGGGAUUGACAUACAGUCUUUUCAACAGGUUGUACAGAUGUUUAAAGUGUUUUUGGAUUGUUCUGCUGACGAAACGUUGCCAAAUAUAUUUCCAAGAAAUUUCAGUAGACAAAAAAACGAAACUACACGAGUUGUGGAAAAUUGGAUGUGAUCUCGGAGCCUUUUGAUAGCUUUAUACAGUGAAUGUCAUUGAAGAGACGGUAUUUCUAUCCCUCACAGGCUCGUUUUCAUUCCCGUCAAAAAUCAAAGAUGGCGCUAUUUUGAAUAAGGUUUGAAUAAUUUUUGAAAAUGUAACUUGAGGUUUCAAGUUUCAAAUAGGAUACAAAAACACUAUCAAAGUAUACAAAAAAAUCCUUGAUAUACAGUAAGUCUCCUGAAGCCAUACAAUAGCAUUGUGUUAGGAACAAACAGAAAUUUCCAUCGAGUUCAGGUCACAGCGGUUAACAACUGUCUGGAGAAAUUACCAGGUUGCAUGUUUGUAAUGACAUGGGUGAGUCAAUGAUGACAGACUUUUUUAUUUUUGGCGAAAUUGUAGCUACACGCUGGAGAUACUUGAGCAAAUUUGUGUCUAUCCAAUUUUUGAAAUACUUCGAAGUACGAUGUGACUGAACACGUUAUAAAGAAAGUCCGACUUGUCUUACCAAUGGAAGAUGAUUUUCCUAGUUUCAUUCAAUCCCAUUUUUGGGGUUCCCCUCAUCGGCUUUUUAUUGAGUUAACGAAGUGAACGUCGCUUCAGUAUUUAGCAGUGAAGUAAAGAGCUGUGAGCGUAUUUUUCUAAAUUGUACGAGAAACUGUUUGGCAAAACAAAUGUUGAGCCUGUUGAAGUAUUUGAUACCACUUAUGUAUUAAAGAUGUUUCAAAGCUAGCUAUAACAAAGCUGUCGUUCGAUGGGUUUUUAAUAUGUCGUAACAUUAUUGUUUUUCUUUCAUUUUAUAACCACCUUUAAGCUAACCAUUUAAGUUAUGAAACGAAGAAUGUCUUUUUUAGAACGAAUAAUCACUGAAAAUAAAAGAAUUUGCGCAGAAAAAUUUGCUGAAAUAAUGCAAAAAAUGAAUUCUGUAUGAUGUUUGUACAAAAGUCUUCAUUUCUGAUGUAAUGCAGAUGUACAGUAUGUUUGAGUGGGUGAAAUGGGAUAAACUUCAACAAAAUGUCACUUUUGCUCUUUAGUCUGCUGACAUUAUGGCUUUAACCGUGCAAGUAGGAGACUUAGACUGAAUUCAUACUCUCUAGAACUUGUGUGAUAUAUAUUUUUUUUUUUGACACUUUCUGUCCUAAGGUCAUUAUGGUGAAGCACUGGUCAUAUUUCUUUUGUUCCCUGAUCAAUAAAAAUUGGUAUGCCUUC
Myxocyprinus asiaticus (Chinese sucker) is the source of this 9009-nucleotide messenger RNA. Its product is annotated as CSC1-like protein 2. The transcript has 25 exons. Bases 1445 to 3976 code for a protein of 843 amino acids. Gene Ontology annotation, cellular component: plasma membrane. Gene Ontology annotation, molecular function: calcium-activated cation channel activity; nucleic acid binding. The record is from RefSeq and is a predicted model, not a curated record. NCBI's taxonomy places the organism in Eukaryota, Metazoa, Chordata, Actinopteri, Cypriniformes, Catostomidae.